This is a messenger RNA of Thunnus maccoyii (southern bluefin tuna), 2896 nucleotides long. Its product is annotated as transketolase-like. The record is from RefSeq and is a predicted model, not a curated record. Lineage: Eukaryota; Metazoa; Chordata; Actinopteri; Scombriformes; Scombridae. Gene Ontology annotation, molecular function: transketolase activity; thiamine pyrophosphate binding. Bases 53 to 1939 code for a protein of 628 amino acids. Gene Ontology annotation, biological process: pentose-phosphate shunt, non-oxidative branch; ribose phosphate biosynthetic process. The transcript has 14 exons. Gene Ontology annotation, cellular component: endoplasmic reticulum membrane; extracellular exosome.
AUUGUAGUUAGGCUACUUUUUUUGGUGCUGUGGAACUUGAAAUUUUGCCUUCAUGGAGGAUUACCACAAACCUGACCAGCAGACAGUGCAGGCGCUGAGGAACAUCGCCAACCGCCUCCGGAUCAACUCCAUCAAGGCAACGACUGCAGCAGGCAGUGGACACCCCACAUCAUGCUGCAGUGUGGCAGAAAUCAUGUCUGUGCUUUUCUUCCACACCAUGAAGUACCGCCCUGAAGACCCAAGGAACUUCAACAGUGACCGCUUCAUCAUGUCCAAGGGCCAUGCUGCUCCAGCCCUGUACUCCAUGUGGGUUGAAACAGGCUUCCUGAAGGAGAGCGAGAUGCUGAGCAUGUGCCAGGUUGACUCUAACCUGGAAGGCCACCAAACCACUAGGCAGCAAUUUGUGGAUGUAACUACUGGCUCUUUGGGACAGGGUCUUGGUGUGGCCUGUGGAAUGGCUUAUACCGGGAAAUACUUUGACAAAUCCAGUUAUCGUGUGUACUGCCUGGUGGGGGAUGGUGAGAUGUCAGAGGGUGCUGUGUGGGAGGCCAUGUCCUUCGCCUCCUACUACCAGCUUGACAACCUGGUGGCCAUCAUGGACAUCAACCGCCUGGGCCAAAGUGACCCUGCACCCCUGCAGCAUCACGUAGAGAAAUAUCAGAAACGCUGUGAAGCUUUUGGUUGGCAUGCCAUCAUUGUGGAUGGACACAGUGUGGAAGAGCUUUGCAAGGCUCUGAGCCAGCCACGCCAUCAGCCUACAGCCAUCAUUGCUAAAACCAUCAAGGGCAAAGGCAUUCCAGCUGCUGAAGAUAAGCUGGGUUGGCAUGCCAAAACUCUGCCCAAAGACAUGGCCGAGAUGGUUAUGAAGGAUCUGCAGAGUCGAAUCAUGAACAGCAGCAAACACCUGUACCCUCCUGCUCCCGUAGAGGACUCCCCUCCGGUCAGCCUGAGGAACGUCAGGAUGCCCAGCGCACCCAGUUACAAGGCUGGAGAAAAGAUUGCCACGCGUAAGGCCUACGGGAUGGCGCUGGCCAAGUUGGGCCGCUACAAUGAGCGUGUUGUGGCCCUUGAUGGAGACACAAACAACCUCACCUACUCAGAGAUCUUCAAGAAUGAGCAUCCCAACCGUUUUGUGGAGUGCUACAUUGCUCAGCAGAACAUGGUCGGUGUUGCCAUGGGAUGUGCUGCCCGUGACAGGAACGUCGUGUUUGCCAGUACUCUUGCUUCCUUUUUCACCCGUGCUUAUGACCAGCUUCGCAUGGCAGCCAUCUCAGAAAGCAACAUCAAUCUAUGUGGCUCCCACUGCGGCCUGUCCACUGGAGAGGAAGGCCCCUCCCUGAUGGGUCUAGAGGACAUGGCUAUGUUCAGGGCCCUUCCCACAGCAACCAUUUUCUAUCCCAGCGAUGGUGUGUCUACAGAGAAGGCUGUGGAACUGGCUGCAAGCACAAAGGGUGUUUGCUACAUCCGGACCAGCCGCCAAGACAGCGCCAUCAUCUAUAACAGCAAUGAAGACUUCCAUGUUGGACAGGCUAAGGUGGUUUACCAGAGCAAGGAGGACCAGGUGACCGUGGUGGCCGCUGGAGUGACUCUGCAUGAGGCUCUGGCUGCAGCUGAACAUCUAAAGAAAGAGAGGAUCUCCAUCAGGGUCAUUGACCCGUUCACAAUCAAACCGCUGGAUGUCAAAACCAUCAUCGACCACACACGUGCCACCAGGGGAAGAAUCCUCACUGUGGAAGACCAUUACUAUGAGGGUGGCCUUGGGGAGGCAGUGUGCUCAGCAAUGGUCAAUGAGUCUGGCUUCAGUCUGCAUCGCUUGGCUGUGUCCCAUGUCCCCCGCUGUGGCAAACCACACGAGCUGCUCAAGAUCUAUGGCAUCGAUCGUGAUGCCAUCGCCCAGGCCGUCCGCAAGAUGCUCAGCAGCUCCACCAAUGCCAAGUAACUUUUUUUCCCCGCCCCACCCACCCGUUUGAUCACAACCCUGCAGGUGAAGAUUAACAGUCAAGUAUGUUUUUGAUUCACAUGACACCCAGCUCUUUAAAUUCCUUCACUGUGAAUUCCCCUAAGUGUUUACCAAAGUAAUGUGAUUUUGUGCUGUACACUUAAAAGUAGACUCCCACAUUUACCUUUCUUUCAAGCAUCCAUCACAUCACACACAAAAAUGGAGACACACAAAUGCAAAUACACAUAUCUUCACUCCUAAACUCAGCAUUGUUAUGCUUCCAGUUUAGUAUUCAAAACGUGGCCAUAAUUGACUUUGCUGGUAGUUGAUUGGUGGAUGCUCACCAUACAAAACAACACAUUGUUACAUGUUCAACAAUGUGAUGCUCUCAUGUGUUUUUGAAAUGCUUUUUGUUUAACCUCAUUCAGCUGGAAAUGUUUUUAUAUUGUUCUGAUGUAGCUCAUAAAACUGGGUGGGGCGUAGUAUCAAAGUAGCUGUUUAUCAUGGCCACAGUGUCAGAGAGAGGCUAACUGAGUUGUUGUUUGUAGAAGUUAGAGAAGAAAAAAAUCAAACAAAUGUAGGUAGGUUUAAAAAGAAAAGUCACACAAAACUGCAAUUCACAUCUUCAGGCAAUUCAAGCUUUUGUAGUUGGCAAAAGUUGCAUCAUUUCUCUUUAGCACUGUCUUUUGUUAUUGAUUUCAAAGUUUACCCACACAAUUCAGCGUUCAUUUGUGCUAAAGCUGUACAUUUGGACCAUACCAGCAGUGUGACGACAAUCAUUGUGUGGUCAAAGACAUCCUCUUUUUUACAUAAGGUGGAGGGCUAAAUGUCCCUCCAGUGCUGACGGAGAAUAUGGUUGGCUGUGACUGUGAAGGUAGAGUUACAUCUGACUUGUGAACCCAAGAACAAACACUUUUUUUGUUACUUGAAAUUUUGUAUGUACCUUACUUUCAUGUA